Staurois parvus is the source of this 447-nucleotide messenger RNA. Lineage: Eukaryota; Metazoa; Chordata; Amphibia; Anura; Ranidae. The record is from the annotation of a GenBank genome assembly.
AUCAGUGCCCUGAUGAUCGGUGGCCAGCAGUGCUACCCACCAGUUCUGCCCACCUGUGCCCAGCAGUGCGCCCACCUGUGCCCAGCAGUGCACCCACCUGUGCCACCCAGCAGUGCCACACACCUGUGCCCAGAAGUGCCACCUACAUGUGCCCAACAGUGCCAUCCACCUGUGCCCACCAGUGCCCAUCAGUGCAGCCCAGCAGUGCUGCCAGUCAGUGCCACCAGUCAGUUCCCAACGGUUGUGCCAGUCAGUGCCCAGCAGUUGCGCCAUCAGUGCCACCUAUCAGUGCUGUCUAUCAAUGCCACCUAUCCGUGACACCUCAUUAGUGCUGCCUAUCAGUGCCCAUCAGUGCUGCCUAUCAGUGCCCAUCAGUGCCGCCUAUUUGUGGCCAUCAGUGCUGCCUCAUCAACGCACAUCAGUGGAGGAGAAAAAUUACCUGUUUGA